Messenger RNA from Notolabrus celidotus (New Zealand spotty), 4618 nucleotides. RefSeq names its product voltage-dependent T-type calcium channel subunit alpha-1H-like. The transcript is spliced from 31 exons. Gene Ontology annotation, biological process: positive regulation of calcium ion-dependent exocytosis; calcium ion transmembrane transport; sodium ion transmembrane transport. Lineage: Eukaryota; Metazoa; Chordata; Actinopteri; Labriformes; Labridae. Bases 287 to 4273 code for a protein of 1328 amino acids. Gene Ontology annotation, cellular component: voltage-gated calcium channel complex; plasma membrane; voltage-gated sodium channel complex. The record is from RefSeq and is a predicted model, not a curated record. Gene Ontology annotation, molecular function: voltage-gated sodium channel activity; low voltage-gated calcium channel activity.
UUCAGUUUGUUUUCAGUUAAAAUGAUUGUUCAAUGCCAAACAUCGUUUGACUCCAUAGGUUUCCCAAAGCAGUUCCGGAGAAACUGAUGUGUUUUUUAAAUAGCCUAUGUUUUGGUAUUUUCAAUGGAAGAACAUUUCUUAGCCCGUUAGUUUCCGUGAUCGUUAUAUUAGUAAACAACUCGUCAAACAUGUUAUCUUCGGUUACAAAGGGAAACGGGACCAAACGACUUGAAGACUGGAUCCGGUCCAGCAACCCUAACACCGGCUGCAGCGGAGGAGUUUCAUCAUGGAUCAUUCUGUGGUGAGAAAGGAGGAGCAGCAGGAUGGAGUGGCCCUCCACAUCCUGGAUCAAGAGGGAACAGGUCCUGAGGAACAGGAGCUUCCAUACCCAGCCCUGGCUCCGGUUGUUCUACUGUGCCUCAAACAAACAACAACACCUCGUAGUUUGUGUUUGCAAAUGAUCCACAGUCCUUGGUUGGAUUAUUCAUCCAUACUGACGGCCCUGCUCACCUGUGUGACUCUCUGCAUGUACCAACCCAAUGGAGAGCACAACAUCUACCUGGGGAUUGUUAAGGCUUUGUUCUUUGCGUAUUUCAUCGUGGAAAUGGUCAUCAAGAUGGUCGCCCUGGGGGUCGUUGGCUAUCUUUCCAACAGCUGGAACAAGUUUGACUUCUUCAUCAACUCUGGAGAGGUGUUGGACUAUAUUCUUGCCCGCUACGGCUUCCACUGGCAAGUCUUUCAAGCUCUCCGACCGAUCCGACUGUUCAGCAGAAUACCAAGCAUGCAAGUCUUGGUAGCCGGACUUGUUGACACCCUGCCCAUGCUUGCCAACGUCCUCUUCCUCAACAUGUUGGCCAUUCACAUCUUCUCCGUUGUUGGGGUUCAGCUGUGGGCAGGUCAGCUGCGCAACCGCUGUUUCCUGGGAGAGGAUAUUCCUACAAAGUACAACGUGUCCCUGAGUUCAUACUUUAUUCCAAAGUAUGGUCAAAAGUUUGAAUUCAUCUGUGCGCCUGACAACAAGGAUGGGAUGCAGCGCUGCAGUCACAUCCCUCCUUACAGAGUGGAUGGAGAAACCUGCUCAAUGGAUGCUACCCAGCAUGCUUCAGCUGCUGUGAAUGGAACCAGUGGCUGCAUCGACUGGAACCAGUACUAUAAUGUCUGUCGUGCAGGGGACACCAAUCCGUACAUGGGAGCAAUCAACUUCGACAACAUUUUCUUCUCAUGGAUAACCAUAUUCCAGGUGGUCACACUGGAAGGAUGGUCGGAGAUCAUGUUUUAUGUGAUGGAUUCCCAUUCCUUCUGGACUUUUCUCUUCUUUGUUUUUGUAACAAUGAUUGGCUCUUUUGUCAUGAUGAACGUGUGCGCCGUGGUGAUCGCCACCCAGUUUUCAGAGAACAUGGAGAGGAAGACAGUAGUUCAACUUGCUGGCACUGUGACAAUCGCAGACAUCUUCAACAAGUUGAAGUGCUUGGUGACGGGGAUGCUCUUGAGAAUGAAACGUGAAAUUCAGAACAGAGUGCACCCUAGAGGCAGAGAUGACAGGGUUGAUACCUUGGGCCAGGCCUGGAUACCCUACAAGAGGAUCCUUAAGAGGACUGUUGAAAGUACACUGUUUGACAGACUCAUCAUGCUUGUUGUGGUCUUCAGUGUGGGGGCCUUGGUUUUCGAGCACCAUGAGCAGCCCGAGAAGUUGACACAGGUGUUACGGAUCUGUAACAUCAUCUUCACCAUCAUAUUUCUCAUGGAGAUGGUUGCAAAGUUGUUGGCUCUCAAGUGGGAGUACUUCAAGGACUGGAACGACAACUUUGACUUUGUCCUCGUUAUCAUCAGUUUGUGGGAGGUCAUUGGUAAAGCUGAAGGCAAACCAUCAGUCCUGCGGUCAUUGCGUUUACUACGGUUUGUGAGGCUUCUUCACUUCCUGCCUUACCUGGAGAGACAGCUGCGGGUGCUGAAGAAAACUUUUGAAGAGGCAUCUGCUCUCUUCCUGCUACUGCUGUCUCUCAACUUUGUUUUCAGUGUUCUGGGUAUGCUUCUGUUUGGUGGUAAAUUUCAGUUCAAGACCAAACAUGGAGACAUCGUCCCUGACCGGAAAAACUUUGACAACCUACUCUGGUCCAUGGUCACCGUGUUUCAGAUUCUGACUCAGGAGGACUGGAAUCUGGUGCUGUACAAUGCCAUGUCCACCACAUCGCCAUGGGCCAUUCUCUACUUUGUUGUGCUCAUUAUGGUGGGAAAAUAUGUCCUUCUGAAUGUUCUUGUGGGCAUAGUGGUUCAGAGCUUUCAGGACAUUUCCAGUCCAUCCAGCGCAUCCUCUGAGACUGACCCCAGCAGGCCCUCUGUGACAGACCCCGCCCCUGACCUUGCACUGCCAGACACCAGUGAGGACGAGAGAACUUUGAACUUCAUCCAGAAAGUUCUCCAUUGGUGCAAAGACCAUGACGAGUGGUCACUCUACGUGUUCUCCCCAAGGAACAGGUGCCGUAUGAUUUGCCGACGCAUGGUCUCUCACAGCAUGUUCGACCACGUGAUCCUACUCUUCAUUCUCCUCAGCUGUGUCACCAUUGCUAUGGAGAGGCCAGGGAUAGAUCCCAGGAGCACGGAGCGACUGAUCCUCAAUGUGUCCCUGUACGUGUUCUCUGCUGUGUUCCUGGUUGAGAUGCUUCUUAAGGUUCUAGCUCUGGGUUUACUCUUUGGGAAGGACAGCUACUGUCGCUCUUUGUGGAACACCAUGGAUGGUUUGUUGGUGAUUCUGUCUCUGGUCCACAUCUUUGUCUCUCUGGGCAAUGCGGGCAAAACCAACAUGCUGAGCAUCCUCAAGGUUUUACGUCUGCUGCGCACAUUUCGUUCACUGAGGGUGAUCAAGCGAGCCCCCAAACUGAAGCUGGCUGUGGAAUCUCUCAUCGCUGCAGUCAAACCCAUCGGGAACAUCGUUCUUAUUUGCUGCAUGUAUUUUUUUUUCUUUGGCAUUCUGGGGGUGCAGUUGUUCAAAGGAAAGUUCCACCACUGCCUGGGUCACGACAUCAGAAACAUCACCACCAAGAGUGAAUGUCUGGCUGCCAACUAUCGCUGGACACGAAAGAAGUUCAACUUCGACAGCUUGCCUCAGGCUCUGAUGUCCUUGUUUGCGAUGUUCUCGACGGAUGACUGGGUGAACAUCAUGUAUGAUGGGCUGGAUGCUGUUGGAGUAGGCAAACAGCCGGUGAAGAACUACAAUGAAUGGAUGCUGCUGUAUUUCAUCUCUUUCAUGGUCAUGAGCUUCUUUCUCCUGGACAUGUUCAUCGGGGUGAUGGUGGAGACCUUCCACCAGUGUCAGCAGGAGCAAAGAGCAGCAGAUGAAGUGUCACUAGAGGAGGGAGGAGGAGAAGUGCAAGCGCAGCACAGAGAACCUGAGCAGGUUCCCUAUUUCACAAACUACUCCAAGUUGCGUCGAUGGAUCCACACUCUGUGUACCAGUAGCUUCCUGGACCUCUUUGUGACCACCACCAUUUUCCUGAGUGUGUUGGUGAUGGCUGUGGAACAUUAUAACCAGCCUCAGUAUGUAGAGAAACUAACAGAGUAUUCCUACUAUGUGUUCACCGUCAUCUUCGUCAUCGAAGUCCUGCUUAAGUUGGUGGCGUUUGGUGUACUGAGGUUCAUGAGAGACAGCUGGAAUCUGCUGGACAUCAUUGUAGUUGUGAUUUCCAUACUCAGCAUCAUCUUCAACAAGAUGAACAUGGCGGACAAAAUGCCCAUCAAUCCCAGCAUCCUGAGAGUUUGCAGAGUGCUCAGACUGGCACAAGUGCUGAAGGCCAAAAAGAUAAGAGUUCUGCUAAACACCGUCAUCAAGACUCUGUUGCAGGUUGAAAAUAUUUGUCUACUCUUCAUGUUCUUUUUCUUCAUCUACGCUGCGCUGGGAGUGGAGCUGUUUGGCAGGCUAGAGUGCACAGAGGACAACCCCUGCCUGGGUUUACAUCGGUACGCCAACUUCAAGCACUUUGGGGCGGCCCUGCUCACGCUCUACCAGGUGUGCACCGGAGACAACUGGAGUGGGAUUCUGAAAGACACAUUGAGGGAGUGUCCUCCAGGGAGAGAUGGCUGCUCCAGCUACAUGAACUUGGUCUCCCCUGUCUACUUCAUUACCUUUGUCAUCAUGGCCCAGUUCGUGCUAGCAAACCUGGUGGUUGCAGCCAUCAUGCAGGCUCUGGAGGACAGCAAGCAAGAGGACCAUGUUAGACCUCCAAGAAACCAAGGCCAGAUGAUUGUGGAUCCUGCUGUCCCAGCCCCCGAACCUUGAACCCAGCUGGGGAUAGAUUUGGUGAUCUUCCUGAUGAAAUCACCAACAGCUUCUUUUUAUCUGACACAAAUGUUUUUUUCUUAAAGUUCAUUAGCAAUGUGUAAUUUACAUAAACCAAAUACUCUGAUUUUGUAGCUUGAUAAUAUUUAACUGAACAUGUGAUUUAAUUUUUUUAAACAUUGUAUUGAGUCGAAUCUUUAAUCUUUGUGGAUGAAUUGUAUUUGUAUCUGUAUAGUUGUGUUAAUGCUUUAAUGUUUCUGUGAAUCUGAUCUAAUGUUUUUGUAACAGUUUGUUUUGAAUGUUUAAUAAUUUUAUGAAGCACUUUAACAUAAACUAUGAAAGUUU